GUCGAGAUUUGAUAUGCAUACAGUCCAUGGAUGGGAUGCUCAUGUUGUUUGAGCAGGAGAGUUAUGCCUUUGGCCGUUUUUUACCUGGAUUUCUCCUGCCUGGGCCCUUGGCUUACAGCGCUCGGACAGAUUCCUUCAUUACAGUGUCUUCUUGUCGACAGGUUGAGAGUUACAAAUACCAUGUGCUGGCAUUUGCAACAGAUGCUGAUGAAAGACAAGAAAAAGAGCAGCAAAAACUUAGUUCAGGGAAAAAACUUGUGGUGGAUUGGGUUUUAAACAUCGGAGAGCAAGCACUGGAUAUAUGUGUUGUCUCCUUUGAUCAGGCAGUUUCUUCUGUUUUUGUGCUGGGGGAGAGAAACUUCUUUUGCCUUAAGGAUAAUGGACAAAUUCGGUUCAUGAAAAAGCUCGAUUACAGUCCAAGCUGCUUCAUUCCUUAUUGUUCAGUGAAGGAAGGAACAAUAAACACUCUGAUUGGAAACCAUAGUAAAAUGUUGAAUGUUUAUCAGGAUGUUACGCUGAAAUGGGCCACUCAACUUCCCCACAUUCCUGUAUCAGUAAAAGUAGCAAAUUUACA
Merops nubicus (carmine bee-eater) is the source of this 574-nucleotide messenger RNA. RefSeq names its product protein PTHB1-like. NCBI's taxonomy places the organism in Eukaryota, Metazoa, Chordata, Aves, Coraciiformes, Meropidae. The annotation marks the transcript as partial. The transcript has 4 exons. Gene Ontology annotation, cellular component: BBSome; membrane. Gene Ontology annotation, biological process: cilium assembly. The record is from RefSeq and is a predicted model, not a curated record.